AUGUCUUCUUAAAAGAGAGAAUCAAAGUCCCCUUUAAAAUCGUUGUUAGCUGUAUUCCAAGGUGGAGGAGGAGGAGCAACCAAAGUCAUUCUACCACCCAACACUCAAAUUGUAUUUAAUAAAGAAAAAGGAGUGUAUGAAUACCCAGGAAAGGAAGCUUAUUCAGAGAAGAAGCCAGAGCCUAAAUUUGAGGAAUAGAUUCCUCCUGGAGAAGUCAAGGAAUAUUUGAAGCCAUAGAAUCCUCAUUUAAGAGGAAAGCAACAGAGAUAAUAGAAAGACCAUUCAAUUAAAUAAGUGCCACCAGUUGCCAUUCCUGCUUAAACAAAUAACAAUUAGACUUUAAAUUAAUAACAAUAGGACUAACCAAAAUAAUUGGAAAAGCAACCUGAAUAAGAGAAAUAAUUAGAGUAAAAUGAAUCAUCACAAUAAAGAAAUACUUAAAAUAAUCCACAAAUUGCAGUCAGCUAACCAAAAGCAAAUUAGAUAUCCAAUCAACCAGAAAUACAACAAUCUAACCAUCAUGUAAAUAAUCAACAGUUAGUGGUGCUUUAAUAAUAGGUUUUAUAAUUAGCAACAGAAAAUAAAGAACUUUCAUCACAAUUAUAAGAAUUAUGUAAAGCAUAUAAUUAGCUGAUCCUAAAUUAUGAUUCAUGCAAUAACUUUAUUCAAACUCUUCCAAAAGCACUUUUACCUUAGAAUUAUAUGGACAAUUUAGAUUAAAAUAUGAAAUAUCUUAAACUAUUCCAACCUUAAAAUAUAAGCUUAGACUUGUAAUAGUUCAAUUUAAAUUUAUUAAAAAACUAGACUCAUGUUUUUGUUCCUCCUUAAAUCAUCGAUUUUCCUAUUAGUAGCAACGAAUACUUGACCUAAAUUAUACAAGAGCAGAAUGAAGAAUUAUCCGAUAUGACUGAACUUCUUGAAUAAUAAUAAUAAGAAAUAUAGAAUAAAGAUCUGUAUGUGUAAUAAUAGCAAUUACUAAUAAAUGAUUUGUUGAGAAAACUAGAGGAGUUUGUGAACUGUACUAAUGCCUUCAAGAAAUAGUUAGAAAGCUAAGGUGAAGAAAAGAAAAACUAUUAAUAGUAUAUUAAGUAACUUGAUUUUAACAUUAAAUAAUAAGAUUUGCAAAUCAAAAAUCUGUAAAAAGAGAAAGAAGUAUAUAAAAGAUAGGUUCAAAGUCUUCAAAGAGAUAAAGACAUGUAUAUAAAAUAAAAUGAGAAAUUGAGAAGACAAUAUGAUGAAGAUAUUUAAAUGAUGAAUUCUCAAUUAGAGUAAUCUCAAUUACUAAUUAACGAUUAAGAGUGUGCUGAACUAAGAUAAAUUAAAGAUUAAUUACAGUUUGAUUUAGAAAUCGCCAAGUCAGAGAUUCAAAAUCUAAAAUAACUUGUAUAUGAGAUUAGUACUGAGAUUAAUGUUGGAUUCAAAUUCUUAGGAUCUUUAGAAGUUAGAUAGAUUGAGACCAAAUUAGACAUCUAAACAUUGUGCCAUUCAUAUAGGAGAGAAUAUUAAAAGUAAAAGCUCUAAAAAGAAUAAGGUCAUUUAUCUAUUCUAUAAGAUUAUAAAGCUUAAAUCUUUUAGAUAAAUCUAUAAAAAUCCUCUUUAGAAUCAAUAGUUGCUUAAUAAGAAAAAUAAAUCAAUAACUAUAUCAACGAUGUUGUAUCAUCAAAGAAAGAAAUUGCUCUUAUAUGCCAAGAAUAUGAAUAGAAAAUAGCAGAAGUGAAUGAUUAAAAGUCAGUAGUUUUAAAUGAAUUAAAAUAAUGUGAAGAUUAAUUAUUCUAGACUAAUUUACAAUUGAUAAAUCAACAAUAAGAAUUCUAGUCGUAAUUGAGGAAUAAAAUACUUGAACAUAAUGAAUAAACAACAGAUUUGGAGAAAAGUCUUUAGCAAUCUAAAAUUGAGCAUGAAUUUCUGAAAAAAUAAAUUCAUGAUAAGGAGAAGGAAAUUGAAAAAUAUUCAUUAAAUUCAAAAGAAUUAUAAGAACAAAUAAUAAGAUUAGAUCAAGAGAAAAAAACACUGCAACAUUCUAUAUAAAAUUCAGAUAAAUUAAUUGAAUUAGAAAAGAAAUAAUUAGAGUAAUAAAGGGAUUAGAAUUAACAUAAAAUCCUUGAAUUAUAAACUUAGGUUGAGUAGAUUACUGAAUAAUUGAGUCAAUAAAUGAAUUUAUUUGAAGAGCAAUAAUAAGAAAAUUAAAAUUUGAUUGAAUAAAUUGAGAAAUACUAAUAAAAAGAACAAGAAUAUGAUUUUAUAUUAUAAUAAUAGGAAGAAUUGAGUUAAACUAAAUAAUAAUUAUAGAAUCAAAUACAACAACACGAAAAUCAGUUAUAAAUAGUAUAAAAUUUAUAUGAUGAAUUGAAAAUUUCACAUGAAAAUAGUAAACAUUAAAAUGAUUCAUUAUAAUAAGAAAUAGACUUGUUAAAUUAAUAGUUGCUUGAUUCAAAAAAUGAAGUUGAAUAACUUAAAUAAAUGUAAUAACAAUUUGAAAAUUUGAUUCUUCAAUUGAAUGAACAAAUAGAAGAGUAAAACUAAAAUUAGAACCAAACUGAUUUACAAUAAUAACUUCAAGAAGAGAUUCAUAAUAAAGUUAACUAAAUUAAUUAAUUGACAGAAUAAAUUGAAGAAUUAACUGAAAACAUAAGACAAAUAAAAGAUAACAAUGCUGUAGAAAUUGCUUAAAUAUAAUAGUAGCACACAAUAGAGUUGAAUGGAAAAAAAGAAGUGAUAAUAUAAUUAGAAACCAGUUUACACAAUUUAUAACACCAAAAUUCAGUUAACUCCUAAGAACUUGCAAAUUUAUAAUAAUAUGCCUAAAAUGAAAGAUCAUAACAAUAAUAGGAAACUGAGAUUGAAAAACAAUAAUUAAAAUUGCAGAUUACAUCUUUUAAUGAAGAGAGAGUUACAUUAAAUAGUCAAAUUACUUAGUUAUCUUAAUAAGUAGAACAUUAUAGUAAUUUAAAUUCAUAAUUAACUUAAAAAAUAGAGGAGAUUCAAUAAAAAUUAUCUGAUCAAUAGAGCCAACAACAGCCAUCCAACAAAGUUGAUUAAUAAGAAUAUCGUAAUUUGGAAUAAGAAAACUAGGAUUUAACAGAUUAGAUUUCAAAAUUGCUUGAAGAAUUAGGUGUAGUUGAAUAGGAGAGAUCUUAGAAGGAAGCAGAUAAUGAAGAAUUAAAAAUUCAAUAUGAACAAGCUUUAAAUACAAUAGCUGAGUUAAGAUCAAAAGAAUAUGAUGUAAGUUAAUUGAAGUAAUCUCAUAAUUAAUUUUAAACUCUAUAGGAUGAAAAUACUAAUUUAAAGUAAUUGUAUGCUUAGAAGUUAAAAUUAGUUGAUCAAUUGAAUAAAUAAAUUUAAGAGUAAGAGCAACAAAUGAAUAAUUAUCUUUAAAAUGAAUAAGAAUAUUAGAAAUUAAAGGUUAAAUAUCAAGAGCUAAUUAUUGAAAAGGAUCAGUUGUCAUCAUAAAUUGAGAAGUAAUAAUAGACAUCAUCUAAGAUUGAAGAUACAAAGGAAUUUAUUGUUGAAUAAAAUCUGAAGUUGUAGAGAAUGGAAUAAGAAAUAGCAGGCUUAAAUUCAAAAAUUUUGUAAUUGACUGCCCAAAGAGAUGAAUAUAAAGAAUAACUUGAAUUCAAAUAAAAGAAUGCAAAUUCUUAAAAACCAAGUGGAUUUGUGGGUAAAUUGGCUGGAUUUUUCGCAACAGAAAGUGAGUUGAAAAAAAUGACUCAAGGGUAAUGA
Messenger RNA from Paramecium tetraurelia, 3720 nucleotides. RefSeq lists its product as uncharacterized. The record is from RefSeq and is a predicted model, not a curated record. The transcript has 2 exons. NCBI's taxonomy places the organism in Eukaryota, Ciliophora, Oligohymenophorea, Peniculida, Parameciidae.